AUGCAUCAUCAUUACCUGCUGCGCAUAACUUUUAUUAACCAGGCAGGGCUAAGUCAAAUAGUUUGUCAUUUGCCAUCUUUGGCUUUGGUUGAGCGCUCGCCUGAUGGGGGUUACAUCAUUCCACAACUUUACGAUGAAGGUUAUGGCUCAAACAAGACCAGCCCUGCCAAGGAUAUGCAAGCUGUGAGAAAAUGUUGGCCUGAAUCGCCAACUUUUGUGCCACGACAUGAAGAGCUCCCAAUGGGUCCAAUGCUUAAAAGCCACUAUGGUUUCAACGCUUUCAAUCAGGUCCAACUCAACGAGGGGCCAAUCAUGGAUCAUCAGCGCGCAAGUUUCAACAACCACUAUUACGCUCUUCUUGGAGGUGGUGAUUCGCUUAGUCCACAAAUGCCAAUUCCAUGUGGAGCCGAAAUCUACGCUCGCAAAGUUUUUAUCGGAGGGUUGCCUAUCGAUGUCAAAGAAGCCGACAUUUACAACACCUUUCGUCACUUCGGCAAGAUGAUUAUCGAUUGGCCAAGGCGUUCGGAGAAGGAAACUGUGGCGGCCGCAACAAGUGCUCGAACGAUGUCAGGAUAUGUUUUCCUUGUUUACGAGAGUGAGGCUAGUGUGCAGAUGUUGGUCAACAAGUGCUACAAAGACAAUGAUAAGCUUUUUCUCCUUGUUUCAUCACUAACAAUGCGCAACAAGCCUGUUCAAGUUAGACCAUGGAAGUUGUCUGACACGGAUUACAUUGUUGACAAAAAUGCAAAGAUGUGGGCUCGGCGCACAGUCUUCAUUGGAGGAUUACCUCGUCCAACGCGUGCUUGUGAUUUGGCGGCAGCAAUCGAGGAUCUCUACGGACAUGUGGCUUAUGUGGGAAUCGACAUCGAUCCCGAACUAAAGUACCCAAAAGGAGCAGCUCGUGUUGUCUUCUUCACGUCGGAAUCGCUUGUGGCUGCUAUCAGUGGAAAAUAUGUGCACAUUCCACAUUCAGAAGUUCAAAAACGACUCGAAAUCAAGCCCUAUGUGAUGGAUGAACAAAUGUGCGACGAAUGCGAGGGGCGUCGUUGCGCAGGACGCUAUGCUCCAUAUUUCUGCGGUGAUUUUGAUUGCAUGCAGUACUUUUGCGAGAUUUGUUGGGACAUGGUUCACACGGACGAAGAUCACAAGUUCGACCACAAACCAUUGGUUCGCUGUGGUGAGCAGACUAAGCAAUUGGCUCGCCCACCUCAUCAUGGACCUCAACACGGUGCUGCUCGCAAUGGAUCUGUGGGACAUCAUAGCCUUCGCUCGCGCCAUGGCCACUAUUUC
Messenger RNA from Mesorhabditis belari, 1290 nucleotides. The record is from the annotation of a GenBank genome assembly. NCBI's taxonomy places the organism in Eukaryota, Metazoa, Nematoda, Chromadorea, Rhabditida, Rhabditidae.